AUGGCUCCCGACACAUACCGUUUGGCAGGCGAGAAAAAGGGCGGACACUUCCUCGUACGCAAGGGCCAGAUCACAGAAAUCAAGGCGGGGGCUAGACGGCUCGAGCUCUCGAGCCUGCCGGAGUACGCCACGGAGGUGUACGGCGUGCGAAGAGACAACUCGGCCGUGCAUCUCGGACGGAUCAAAAAACGGAUGAUAGUGCGCAAUUGGCGCGGCGAACAGAGCAGACCUGUCAGUGCGCACAAAAGACGGCCAGACGUGGCUAACGAUAUUCGCCGGUUCCAGCAGACCUACAGAGAGUAUUUCCGGCUGUACAAGGAGCUGGAACAGGAGAUGAACAGCGAGAAACUGGAGCGUGUGGCUGUUCUGAACAACGAGUUGCUGAGCCUGAAAGAACGGCUAAGCAGGGUGUGA
Ogataea angusta is the source of this 414-nucleotide messenger RNA. RefSeq lists its product as uncharacterized. The transcript has 2 exons. Bases 1 to 414 code for a protein of 137 amino acids. The record is from RefSeq and is a predicted model, not a curated record. Lineage: Eukaryota; Fungi; Ascomycota; Pichiomycetes; Pichiales; Pichiaceae.